GGCCGGGCUGGGCGACGGCGGGCGGGGGCAGCGAAGGCUCGCGGCGGCGGGCGGCUCGCUCCGUGAGGGCGGGAGGGGGCAGCGGGCCGCGGCCAUGUUUCCGCCCGGGCCGGAAGCGGCGGGAGCGGGGCGGCAGCGGGGCGGCAGCGGAGCCGGGCGCCGCCGCAGGUUUGCCUUAGCCCUAAGCUUCACUGAAGCAAUGCUUAGACUACGCUUACUAACAUGGGAUGUGAAAGAUACGCUGCUCCGGCUUCGGCAGCCAGUGGGAGAGAAUUACUCAGCUGAGGCCCGGGCUCAUGGGGUCCAGGUGCAGCCGGAGGCGCUCAGUCAAGCUUUCCACCAGGCUUACAAAGCCCAGCAGCAGCGCUUCCCCAACUACGGCCUGCGCCAGGGGCUGAGUUCCAGGCAGUGGUGGGUAGAUGUCGUCAAACAAACCUUCAGGCUCUCGGGGGUGCAUGAAGACAGAGUCCUUACCCGGCUGGCAGAAAACCUCUACCAGGACUUUUGCAGCGCGCACACCUGGGAGGUGCUGCCAGGAGCCAACGAGAUUUUAAGUCAGUGCUGCGAGCGGGGCUUUCGAAUGGGGGUGAUCUCCAACUUCGAUAAGAGGCUUGAGAAGAUUCUGUCGCAGUGCAACCUGCGGCACCAUUUUGAGUUUGUCUUGACCUCCGAGGAUGCAGGUUUCGCCAAACCAGACAGGAGGAUCUUCGAGAAGGCCCUGCGCCUCUGCGGGGUUCUGCCGGAGCAGGCGGCUCACGUGGGAGACGACUACCUGCGGGAUUACAGGGCAGCCAGGGAGGCGGGCAUGCACAGCUUUCUGCUCUCGGCUGCCGGGCAGCGAGGGGAGCUGGAGGUACCGAAGGAGCACGUCCUGCCUUCGCUCAGCCACCUCCUUGCCCUUAUUGAAAAGGGUUAGUCGUGGUAGCUGUAUUUCAAAGCAGGACCAAUGCUGCUGCCGAGCAGGUGACGUUCCUCGCGCUUGACUUCUCGCCGACAUUGGAAUGAGAAACAAGCGCUUCCUUCUGCGCACAGGGAGAAACGCUCCCCAUGAUGCCCCUUCUAUUCGGGGGGCAAGCUAAUGUAAUAAAGCAUAUCGGACAUGC
Molecule: messenger RNA, 1103 nt
Organism: Dromaius novaehollandiae (emu)
Lineage: Eukaryota; Metazoa; Chordata; Aves; Casuariiformes; Dromaiidae
Gene: HDHD3
Product: haloacid dehalogenase like hydrolase domain containing 3
Exons: 2
Coding region: 95-916 (273 amino acids)
Cellular component (GO): nucleus
Source: RefSeq, a predicted model, not a curated record